AUGAGAUCGACCGUCUAUAAAGCAACUGCGACAACGACGGGGACGGGCUUACUGGAGCCUAGCCCGAAGGAAGAGGAGGAGCUGCCACCGCAUCUUCACCAGCCUCCGCCUCUCCGGCACAACCAGAUUCCCGUGGCUGCAGCGGCAACAGGCCCCAAGGCCCGGUCUAUCGUUCCGGUAGCCGCGGCUCCCGGAAAACAGGAAGAUGGCGACAGUGGCUGCUGUUGGGGUGGCCUAGUGCCCUCGCCGUGCCCGAAAGGCAGUACUCGGCAAGCGGGCGUGGGCGAUGCCGCCGGUAGCUCCCGCCCCUCCAAGUACCAGGCAGUGCUACCCGGACAUACCGCGGACUCCCACACCGGGCCUGGAGGAGCUCCAGCGUCUGUCUCGCUGCCGCCGCUACCGUCGUCGAUUUCCGCUACGGUCGAACCCGGGCAGCCUCCUCCACCCCCAGCAGUGGCAGCGGUGGGUUCUCCGGUUUCAUCGGAAGCCAGCGGCAAGUGGAAAAGUGCUAGUAGUAGCAACAACACCGGGAGUGGCGGCGGGAGCAGCCUUCGGAAGAGCCCCAUGGGGGCCGGUGGGGGCAACUCCAGCCAGGCGGCCUGCCUCAGGCAGAUCAUGCUGCUCCAGUUGGACCUUAUCGAGCAGCAGCAGCAACAGUUGCAGGCCAAGGAAAAGGAGAUCGAAGAACUCAAAGCCGAGAGGGACACACUCCUUGCUCGAAUUGAACGCAUGGAAAGGAGGAUGCAACUGGUGAAGAAGGACGAGCAUGAGAAAUGCAAAAUAUUUGAAGGGUAUGAAAGAGAGAAGGUUGACCCUGAAGUGCCAGAGAAGCUGCCUAUAGAAUGCCCAUCACAAGAACUCCUGGAGACCUCUCAGCUGCGGCCUUUGAAACAUUUCCCAUAUGGAAGGAAUGGAAAGGGGCACAAACGAAAAUCUGUGUUUGGAAGUGCCGAGAGGAAAACACCAGUGAAGAAGCUGGUAGCUGAAUUCUCAAAAGUCAAUUGUAAAAUGCCAAAGGUGUCUGCAUUAAAGGAGGAACCCAGUAGUUCUUUAACUGAGUCAAUAAGCAGACGUGAACUGCGAAGUCAGGAGACUCCAGAGAAAACUCGAUUAUUGGUGGACACACAAUUGAAGUCUCCAACUCCGUUGAAAGGACCUGUGUGCCAUUCAAAGGACAAAGGCUCCUGCAGUGAAAUAGAAGAUUUGCCGUAUCUUUCCACCACUGAAAUGUACUUGUGUUGCUGGCACCAGCCACCCCCUUCACUGUUGCGAGAGCCUUCUCCCAAGAAGGAGGAGACUGUAGCAAUUCCAUCAUGGAGGGACCACACAGUAGAGCCCCUGAGAGAUCUGAAUUCAUCUGAACUUUUAGAGAACUUAGAAGACAACGUCUUCUGCAAACGACAUGCAAAGUUGGAGUUGGAUGAGAAAAGGAGGAAAAGGUGGGAUAUUCAGCGUAUCCGGGAACAAAGAAUCUUGCAACGAUUGCAACUUAGAAUGUAUAAAAAAAAAGGAAUUCAGGAAUCUGAGCCUGAAGUUGCCUCAUUUUUUCCAGAGUCAGAUGAUGUUGAAAGUUUGCUGAUCACACCAUAUUUGCCUGUUGUAGCAUUUGGGCGACCAUUACCAAAAUUAACCCCACAGAACUUUGAACUGCCAUGGCUGGAUGAACGAAGUCGUUGCCGGCUAGAGAUGCAGAAGAAACAGACACCUCAUCGAACGUGCAGGAAAUAA
Molecule: messenger RNA, 1728 nt
Organism: Protobothrops mucrosquamatus (brown spotted pit viper)
Lineage: Eukaryota; Metazoa; Chordata; Lepidosauria; Squamata; Viperidae
Product: male-specific lethal 1 homolog
Exons: 8
Coding region: 1-1728 (575 amino acids)
Cellular component (GO): MSL complex
Source: RefSeq, a predicted model, not a curated record